This is a messenger RNA of Gambusia affinis (western mosquitofish), 2827 nucleotides long. It is a transcript of the gene nudt4b, whose product is annotated as nudix (nucleoside diphosphate linked moiety X)-type motif 4b. The coding region runs from base 230 to 790 and encodes 186 amino acids. The transcript has 6 exons. Gene Ontology annotation, cellular component: cytoplasm; nucleus. The record is from RefSeq and is a predicted model, not a curated record. NCBI's taxonomy places the organism in Eukaryota, Metazoa, Chordata, Actinopteri, Cyprinodontiformes, Poeciliidae. Gene Ontology annotation, biological process: adenosine 5'-(hexahydrogen pentaphosphate) catabolic process; diadenosine hexaphosphate catabolic process; diphosphoinositol polyphosphate metabolic process. Gene Ontology annotation, molecular function: diphosphoinositol-polyphosphate diphosphatase activity; endopolyphosphatase activity; bis(5'-adenosyl)-pentaphosphatase activity.
UUCAUAAGAUCCGUCCCUGUGGGAACUUACACAUUUGCCGCUGGCUGGAGCUCUUUGAGCUUUAUCUUUCUUGACGGGAGUAUUUUUUCUUUUUCUUUUUGGAGGUAAGCUGAAUCACAGGGUUGUACGACUGGGGCAUCUCUAACAUAUACCUCGUCACCCAGCUGAUGACAGUUAAUCUUGGACCUUGGAUGCAAAGAAGGGCAGAGGAAAUCUGGAAUCCACAAUAAUGAAGCUGAAACCGAACCAGACCAGAACGUACGACGGAGAGGGAUUUAAGAAAAGAGCGGCGUGUCUGUGCUUCAAGAAUGAACGGGAGGAGGAGGUUCUGCUGGUCAGCAGCAGUCGGCACCCGGAUCAGUGGAUCGUUCCUGGAGGAGGGAUGGAGCCCGAGGAGGAGCCGUGGGGCGCUGCGGUGCGAGAAGUCUUCGAGGAGGCCGGCGUGAAGGGCAAACUGGGACGGCUCCUCGGCGUGUUCGAGCAAAACCAGGACCGGAAGCACCGGACGUACGUUUAUGUUUUGACUGUGACGGAGACGCUGGAGGCCUGGGAGGACUCGGUUAACAUCGGCCGGAAGCGGGAGUGGUUCACCGUGGACGACGCCAUCAAAGUGCUGCAGAGCCACAAGCCCGUGCACGCCGAGUACCUGCGGAGGCUCCAGCUCAGCUGCUCCCCCACCAACGGGAACUCCAUCCUCCCGAGCCUGCCCCCGAACGACAACUACCCUCACUACAGCACCGCCGCCGGCGCCCCCUCCACGGGCAGCGUGCUGGGCUCCUCCUGCAGAUAGGACCUCAGCGCGCCGCCGCCUCGCCUGUCCCGGCUCGGACAGUUUACAGAAAGUCUGUACAGUUUCUUGCAUGAAAUCUACAAGACUUCUCAGAGCCUCGGCUCGCCUGUAUUUAUUAUUUCUUCCCCUCGCUUCACGUCUGACCAAAGCUGCUGCCGGGACUGUGAUGGAAGACUGAAACGCCUCUUCUGCUGGCAAGAUUCGGACUGCAGCGUUGGGGAGGGGAGAGAAAAAAAAACAAAACAAGGAUGCUGGACACUGCUGGUGUGAAUGAACUUUAAUUAUGGGAUGCCUUAUUGAAACUUUGUACGAAUGUUUUAAUUCACUAACCGUCGCGGUUACCUUUUUAGCGGCGACGUGCGGGCUGUGGGGAAAAAAAAAAAAAAAAAAAAGGAGUAGCUGGCUGCAGCAGCACAUCGGUGUGCAGAAUGUUUCCAUGGUAAUGUCAUCAACACACGAUGGUAACGGUACAUAUAUUACACAUGAAUAUUUAUUAAAAAGAAAACACCUUCAAGUUCAAAAAUCCCUUUGUUCCACUUUGUGUAAACUUUUUCUUUCUUUUUUUUUUUACAGUUGUAUAAUAUAAAGAUAAAUUGGUUAUUAAAUCUGCUUUUCAAAAGUAAAUGUACUUUUGGGGGGGAAAAAAGCUUAAGUUUUCAAUACGUUCUACCUCAGUAAACUUAAACUGGAUACGACCAUCCUGUUCGCUAACCUCUUCUGACGCAAUGCUACUAAUUAAAAUUCAGCCUGCGGCGUUAUCUAACUAGUGUGUGCACAGCAUCUUCUGUCUGAAGUGUUACGUCCAGCAGACUGCGGCUCUGGUUUUAUUCCAGAGUCAACCGAUAUUUCUAGAUAUUAAAGUAGAGAUGCACUGAUCAGUUAGUUCUAUUUUUUAAUUUCUUCAGUGAUGCUGAUCUGUAGUGAAAUACCAACAUAUAAGACUUUUUAAAAAUUUUUGUCAAAACUAAAACCAGCCCCUAUAUUUGUUCAGUAAUCACACCACCAGGAUCUCAUUUGAUUAUUUUUCUAUGUCUGGAUAAAUAUUAGUUGUCUAUUUAAAUAAACAUUUUUGUAUUUACAUCAAAUACUGAGAUUCUGCUCAAGUUACAAAAGCUGUCAUUUCACAACUUUGUUUUGCCUUUUUUUUUUUUACUUCUGCUUGCAUCUUGAUUUAAAUAGAGAAAUCAAAGCAUUUUUUUUUUUUCUUUUACUAACAAAAUCAGAAAUGACAUCGUCUAUUAAGGAAUCUCUUUUUAAUUGUUGAAUCGUUGAGUUUGUGUAGAUUGAAAAACGAGAACUAAAUUAGAUCCAGACGCCAGAAAAGCUGUGAAAUGUCCCUUUACCGCCCCGAGAGGAGAAUCAGAAGCCACUGGGUGUGAGGAAUGUGUUUGUUUUUAUUCCUAAUUUGUUUUACUCCUUUUAAAAAAAAAAUCUAAAUCUGCAUCUGCUGUGGCCAGAAAUUGUCUGAUUGGUGAAUCUCUACAUAAAACAGGAGGAUUAAUCUGAAAUACCUUUAACGUGUUUUAUCUGCGAACAUCUUUCUUUUUCCUCAUACUUCAAAGCAGUCUGAUGAAGUGAUCCAGUAAAAAAGAUGUUUGAUUACUGAUUUGUUUUUUCAAAAUAUCAUUAGUUUCUAAAAAUAAAAAAAUAGAUUCUACAUAUAAUAAUUAAAGAAAUGCUAACCCUCAUAUGAUACCCUGAACUUAAUUUCCUAUGAUAUUGUUUGUCACCAUUGUAUUUUUUUUUGUAUAUUUCUGGUGUCAUUUCUUGUUUAAAGGAUUUUUUGGGGGGGUAAAUAGAAAUUUACUGUCUUCAUGUACAAUAAUCAUGUGUUAUUCUGGUAAAAGGUUUGGAAAUGGAGGGGAGGAGAAAUUGUCCUUGGACGGUUCCUGCAGUCGAAAUGCACCUGUAGUUUGUGAAAAUUUUUUCACAAUGUCCAGAUUUAUUAUGAAUUUCCUGCAGCAUGUAAAUUGUAAACAGAUUGAAAAUCAAGAGAAAAUAUAACCUGUGUAAAAAUUGCUUCGACAGCUGAAUGAA